CACAGCUGAGCUCCAGGCUCCAGCACAGCGAGCAGGAGGCGACGGAGAAAGUCUCAGAAAUGGAGAAGAAGCUGAUUCAGAACACAAAGGAAGUGGCUCUCCUAAAGGAGAGUCUCCGUGAGUCCUGCUCGCAGGUGACUCUCCUGCAGCAGCGAGAACGGGAGAGAGAGCUAGAGCGUGAGAGCGAGAGAGAGAGAGAGAGAGACAAGGAUCGGUCCACCCAGGCCCUGAGGGAUCUGGAGGUUAAGGUCCAGGACCUGGUGGAGCAGGGGCUGGUCCGGAUGGAGCGCUCCGCCUCUGGAAACCUGGACGUCCAGGUGGUCCCGCUCAUCCAGCACGUGAUAAAGAAAGCUAAGGAGGAAAGCGAGUCAGGUAAAGACCACGAGGCCUCUCCCCCCUCCUCAGACCCUCAGCCUCCCCCUUCUCUGCAGUCAGGGACAGUUCAAGCUGCUCCACCUCCUCCUCCUCCUCCUCCUCCUCCUCCUCCUCCUCCUCAAGCUCUUUUUCUAGGCUUAACUCCUCCUCCUCCUCCACCACCUCCACCAGCGGCUCCCCCCUUCCCACUGCUGGGUGGUACGACCCAGCCCUCAGGGGAUAUGACUCAUGGCAGCUCAGGUUAUAGAAAGAAGAAGACCAUUCAGACCAAAUACCGCAUGCCCCUGUUGAACUGGCAGGCCCUUAAAUCCAACCAGGUGGCAGGAACCAUCUUCAACGAGCUGGACGAUGAGCACGUCUUAGAGGAGCUCAACAUGGCAACCUUUGAGGAGCAGUUCAAGACCAAGGCCCAAGCCACCCCUGUUGAGCUGGGGACCCUCAAGAUGAAACUGGCCCACAAGACGCCCAGUAAAGUGUCUCUAAUGGAGCCCAACCGGGCCAAAAACCUGGCCAUCACCCUGCGCAAGGAAGGAAUGGCUGCAUCCGACAUCUGCUGUGCAAUCGAGACGUACAACCAGAGAGCUCUGAGCUUGGACUUCCUGGAGCUCCUGGAGCGUUUCAUCCCCACGGAGUACGAGAUGAAGCUGAUCCACAGCUACGAGUGUGAGGGCAGGCCGCCGGACGAGCUCAGCGAGGAGGACCGCUUCAUGAUGCGCUUCAGCAAGAUCCCGCGGCUUUCCCAGCGCAUCAGCACGCUCACCUUCAUGGGCAAUUUCCCCGAGAGCGUCCAGCUGAUACAGCCGCAACUGAACGCCAUCAUCGCCGCCUCCAUGUCGAUCAAGUCCUCCAGCAAGCUGAAGAAGAUCCUGGAGAUCAUAUUAGCGUUCGGAAACUACAUGAACAGCAGCAAGCGAGGGGCGGCGUACGGCUUCCGCCUGCAGAGUUUAGAUUUGCUGUUAGACACCAAGUCUACGGACCGAAAGCAGACGUUGCUGCACUUCAUCGUCAGCAUCAUCCAGGAGAAGUACCCGGAGGUCCGGUCCUUCUACACAGACCUGCACUUCCUGGACAAGGCGGCGCUGGUGUCUCUGGACAGCAUCCUGCAGGAUGUGCGGGCUCUGGAGCGCGGCAUGGAGGUCAGCAGACGGGAGCUCAGCGUGGAGAAAGACAAUCCGGUGCUGCAGACGUUCCUCAGCAGCAACGCCGAGCUGCUCCGCUCGCUCUCAGAGGACGGGAAGACUGCCCAGGAUGCGUACGACUCCGCUGUGGAGUACUUUGGAGAGAACUCAAAGACUACUCCGCCCUCGGUGUUCUUCCCUGUUUUUGUCAGGUUCAUCAAAGCAUACAAGCAAGCUGAGCAGGAGAACGAGCAGAAGAAGAAGCAGGUGCUGAACUGUGACGCUCCAUCAACUCCACCUAAAUCCGAAGUUAGUGGGAAUAAGGUUUGCGUGACGUCCAAACUGCCACAGAUGGAUCUGAUCGCCGAGCUGAAGAAGAGACAGGUGUCUCCUCUGGUGAGGGAGGGGAAGGACGGAGCCAUCGAGGACAUCAUUACAGCUCUUAAGUCCGUGCCGUUCACGGCCCGCUCUGCCAAACGCUCCUCUCGUCUCUACUGCGACUCCGUCUUCAGCGACGAGGUAACUUCCCCUCGCUGCUCUCUUCUUCUCUUCUCUUCUCUUCCACUCCGCUCUCCAUGUUGCUGAAUGAGAAGCUGUUUCCCUCUCACUGCACCUUUAACACAUUCAAAAGGAAAAUAAACAUUGUUAUCUUAAAUUGAGGGA
Molecule: messenger RNA, 2156 nt
Organism: Etheostoma cragini (Arkansas darter)
Lineage: Eukaryota; Metazoa; Chordata; Actinopteri; Perciformes; Percidae
Product: formin-like protein 1
Exons: 16
Coding region: 60-2078 (672 amino acids)
Biological process (GO): regulation of cell shape; cortical actin cytoskeleton organization; cell migration
Cellular component (GO): cytosol
Molecular function (GO): actin filament binding
Source: RefSeq, a predicted model, not a curated record